AUGGCGCGCCAGGUGCUCAAGACGCACGACGCCAACUUUGCCACCCGCCCCAGGCUGCUCAGCGGCGAGAUCGUGCUCUACCGCUGGGCCGACAUCCUCUUCUCGCCGUCCGGCGAGUACUGGCGCAAGCUCCGGCAGCUGUGCGCCGCCGAGGUCCUCAGCCCGAACCGCGUGCUCACCUUCCGACACAUUAGGGAACAGGAGAUGGCGAGCCAGGUGGAAAGGAUACGAGCAGCCGGGCCAUCGACGGCCGUGGACCUCAGCGAGAUGUUCUACAACCUGGCGAUCAGCAUCGUCUCCCGCGCAUCCUUCGGCAACAAGCAAAGGAACGCCGGCGGCUUCCUGACGGCGAUGAAAGCCGGGGUCGCGCUGUCCAGCGGCUUCAAGAUCCCCGACCUCUUCCCCACCUGGCGGCCCGUGCUCGCCGCGGUGACCGGCAUGCGGCGCACGCUGGAGGACGUCCACAGGACGGUGGACUCCACCCUGGAGGAAGUCAUAGAGGAGAGGACACGUGCCCGGGACGAGAAGCUGCAGGCAAGGUCUGCUUCUGGCCGAGGCCGAACAGACGCCGCCGAGGACGACGACGGCGAGAACCUCGUCGACCUCCUCAUCGGCCUGCAGGAGCGAGCUUCCUCCGGGUCGUUCCACCUGAACCGGAACAGCAUCAAAGCGAUCAUAUUCGACAUGUUCACCGCCGGGACGGGGACGCUGGCGUCGUCGCUGGACUGGGGCAUGUCGGAGCUGAUGCGGAACCAGAGGGUGAUGGGCAAGCUGCAGCGCGAGGCGGCCGACCUGCCGUACCUGAAGCUCGUGAUCAAGGAGACGCUCCGGCUGCACCCGCCGGUGCCGCUGCUGGUGCCUCGGGAGAGCAUCGACGCGUGCGAGAUCGAGGGCUUCACGAUUCCGGCGAGGUCCCGGGUCAUCGUCAACGCGUGGGCUGUCGGAAGGGAUCCCAAGUACUGGGAGGACGCUCAUGAGUUCAAGCCCGAGAGGUUCGAGGGCAACGUCACCGACUUCAUGGGGAGUAGCGACGAGUACAUACCGUUCGGUGCUGGACGGAGGAUAUGCCCUGGGAUUUCGUAUGGGCUGCCGGUCUUGGAGAUGGCGCUCGUGCAGCUCCUCUACCACUUUGGUGAUUGGUCCCUGCAGGAGGGUAUCGAUGAGGUUGACAUGACAGAGGCACCUGGCCUUGGUGUCCGCCGCAAGCCUCUCCUACUCUGUGCUACCCCAUUCGUUGCCGAAACAGCAGGGUGCAAAGUAACUGUAUAG
Messenger RNA from Miscanthus lutarioriparius, 1269 nucleotides. The record is from the annotation of a GenBank genome assembly. NCBI's taxonomy places the organism in Eukaryota, Viridiplantae, Streptophyta, Magnoliopsida, Poales, Poaceae.